CAGUCAUUUCGCGUGUAUCAUUUUCCACAUAUCCAGCAUCCUCUGGCAGUGGGCCCAAUUCUGUACUUUAUCCCUCAAUGAUGUCGACAGCAUUGUCACAGCAAUCAAGAGCCCCUUGUGCCUCCCGAGUGGGCAGGUUUCUAUGCCAGUGAGGGUUAUAGGUGACUCUCGGGAAUUUCAAAAGCAAAAGGCUGAUUUCGGUUUUUAAUUGAACCGAAGCUCACCUGGUUCUACAAAGCGGCAAACAGUGAGAAGGUCAUUUAUACAAACCAGGAGGGAAGGGAUUGAGAAGAAAGUUAUAACGCAUAAUGAGACGCUCGGAACUCCCAGAUCCGACGGGAAGGGCUACUACGGUACAGUAGGAGUGUACUUUUGCGGCGUCGAAAAGACCAAACUUUCCUUUCCCCCAACUUCGGCUUCCGUACUCGCAUGAUGUGGGAACUCGGAUGCCUGGAGCACUUUCAAGUCCCGCGGCUGGUACUACUACCUGGUAGUUUGGCAAGCAUCUCGGACUUUCGGUUGCGAUAAGGGUUGGGGUUUCGAUGUGCUUUGAAUCGGACCCGUCGAAAGUUGUUAGAGUUUCAUUCUGAUCAAGUUAUCACCUGGAUAGUUACAACCUCUUUUGGAGGGAGUCGCAGGGUGGUGGCGGUAGGGUUAAGCAAGCCUCUUCUUCCUUCGGAUGAGGUGUUGUUUACCCUUUGGCCUUGAGCAUGGGAAAGAGGGCGAGACUCGAAUCAGACCGAGGAAACCAGACUCUGAAGGGGUGCGCGUCCAUUCAAUCCCAAUCUUCGCCGCCAUGUGUUCGAAAACAUUAAUGUGCACCCAUGGUCGAGAAGCCAGUUUUCAUCAGGCUAAUCUGGCCAUAUAAGGGAACGAAGAACUCGACUCAGACUGGUUUCUCUCCCCCAUAAAUGAAGUUCUGCCUAUCGUCUCAGAUAGGAGGCUCUGCAUUCUAGAUUCGGGUGUACCGAUACAUCAUGGCCUGCGGGCCACUGUUAGUGUUUCAAAAGAUGUGCACCCACCCUACCUGACAGCGGGAGAACCCACAACAAUCAAACAAAAGCGAAUAGAAAAACAAAACAAAACAGCCGGCGGGUCGAAAGAAUCCGGAAUUUCGAACGCUCGAUCGGAUGCGGUUCAACCCAUUGAUCGCGCGCUUCUUCUCUAUCACUCCGAGGAAUCAAGUAUACAAGCAGGGAUGCAUCCAUCGUUCCAUUCAUUCUUUUUCACAACUUCCUCGUCUCAAACUUGUCAAACUUGAUAUUCAAUAGCUAACCUCAUAAAGUAUACUCGGGAGUCGGAGGUCGUAACAUCGCUUCUUUGAAGUGGUACGUCUGACUUGGAAGGGAGAGUCUCGGUUGAAAACUUGGAAGAUGAAAAUCCUUCUUCGCCUCCUCAUAUGUUCCGCAGGCCGCUCCCAUCAACUGUCAAAAGGAUUUUCAUUCCGUCUUUGACCAUCCCGAAAUCUAGUUCUCCUAUCUGUGGAUCUACGGACUCGGGGCAACUGCUCUUGCUAUGCUUAUUAGGGUCUGUUGAAGGGGAGGUCACGGUCCAUGAAAGCGGCGUACGCGACUCGAGCCUGCUUUCCCGUCCAAUUUUACUUUUUUUUUCUGUUUCCUUGAAUUUCUGAAGGCGGCAGUCAUUAUUCCAGGUUUUCAAGCACCACAUCGAGCUCGCAAAAGUUAAAACUAGUGCCGGCUCGCUACACGCUUUUCCUAGUGGCCCUAGAGUCCUGGUUUUCACAACGCCGGGGGGGGCAGCUACUAAAACUUGCCAGGGAUCUUCAGGACAGAGCCAGAGACAGAGACAGAAUAGGCGCCGGAUCAAAGCAAACAGAAACAUUCACGGUGUCAUGUUCCGAGAUUUCCAUCACAGCCGUCAUGAGAAAAAACAAAACAAAAGGAAAACCCAGCUAACGCCACAAGGGCUUCCUGAUUCUUCGGUUCACCCUACAUUGCAUUACAUUGAAGGAGGGAAGGGAGAUCCAGGUACUUUCCUUCCUCCUCUCGGCCCUCAGACAAGUGAUUUCGCUGCCAAACUGUCUCUCGAUCCUCGUAUUCGCAUUUCGCACGGCCUUAACGUUCAUCGGGUAUCCCGAUUGAAGCCCCCGAGGGGGGUGUCGCUCGAACCGUUCAAUGUCACCGUGCAUUCGCCCGAUGACAUUCGUCUGUUGCUACGUCGUGGGGUUGUGUGGUGCUAUACAUGCAUUGGCGACUUCAAGCUUAAACGUUCAACCCUCAAGGGAAGUACAUAUCCAGCACUGACCAUUCAAGCUUACCCUUAUGUUGUCCCGUCCGAUGACAUUCGUCUGUGUCUACGUCGUGGGGUCUUGUGGUGCUAAGUAUACAUGCAUUGGCGGUAAUAUCAAUACCUCCUGCUUACCGGGGAUUUAUUUAUAACAUCUUCUUUCAACCCAGACUUCAGGCUUCAACGUACAACGCCGACACAAUGCGGCUUUUUGGACAGGUUUCUUUUUUAUUUUUGUUCUUCCCACUCCACUUGGGAAGUACCGGUGGACUCUUGGAAGUUGUUUUUCCUAACUUUGUUCAAAACGCGAG
Marasmius oreades (fairy-ring Marasmius) is the source of this 2558-nucleotide messenger RNA. RefSeq lists its product as uncharacterized. The coding region runs from base 1853 to 2341 and encodes 162 amino acids. Lineage: Eukaryota; Fungi; Basidiomycota; Agaricomycetes; Agaricales; Marasmiaceae. The record is from RefSeq and is a predicted model, not a curated record. The transcript is spliced from 5 exons.